UUCAGCGGGACAUAUUGCGAGAUCUUCUAUAUGGUGCUUAGCCAUUCCUGCAUUUUAAGAUUGGAUAAAAUAGCCUUUUAAUAACCAACAUCAUGACAUCAAUGAGGGAAGUUAAUCUGGAUACAUACAGUUUGUCUUUACUUACGGCAAAAGAAGAUAUCCUGAAUCCACGCUCGUCAACAAACUGGGCUUUAUUCACCUAUGAUGGGAUAAUGAACAGACUCAGACUGGCUGAUUCUGGAGUGGGCGGAUUGAAAGAGUUGUCAACAAAACUCAACCCUAGACUGCCACUGUAUGGGAUGUGCAGGGUAGGCAAAGCUCAACCGCGCUUCGUCAUGAUAUUAUGGGUGGGAAAGGAUGUGGAGGAGUAUCGCAGAGCUGAGUGUCAAAGUCAUAUACCAGCCAUCAGAGCCUUCUUUAAGGAAGUGCACAUCUUUCUUCCGGCCCACACUUUGGAUGAAAUCACAGAGGAGCGGAUCUGUGCUCUGGCCUGUAAAUCUGCAGGAGUGCCCCAGGGGUCGAGAGCGAGACCCGGACGCCGGACCGAAGACAGACACGCCACUGUGGGCACCAAUUACAAGCGGACAAUCGCAGCUGCAGAGAUUCAGAGGAUCCAGAGAGAUUCCUUCUGGGCACAAAUGGAGAGAGAAGAGGAGGAAAGGAAAAAGGAGGAACAGCGGAGGGCAGCAGAGGACAGAAGACAGAGAGAGAGAGAACGAAUGAUCCAGGAGAAGAGAGAAGCCACGGAGAGAGAGAGGAGGAUGCAGCAACAAGAAGAGAAAAUAAAGGAGCAGAGGAGAAUACAGGCCCAGCUGGAGGCAGAAGCUCACAAACAGGAGAAAAUCAAAUGGGAGCACCAGAAAAGGGAGCGCGAAGAUGAAGAAGUGAGAUCUUCACGCUCUGAAUCGGAAGAAAAAGCUGCGGAGGCAGCAGCUCUGGUGUCUCAGCGACCUGUAAACCCCAGAGAGUUUUUCAGACAACUGUCCUCCUCCAGCAUCCAAACGGGCUCCCGUCCCAACUCGCCACGUCCAGACAGGAGUCCCUUUAAAAGACUUCAUCGCAGUCAGACAGACAGUAUCUUCAGCUUCAAUGAACCACCAUCGUCAUCAUCAUCUCGAAUAUCUUCUCAAUUUCCAACUCCAACUUCCCAAAGCCCAACUAUAUUCACUAAAACUACACUUCCUAAUGGCACAAUGGUAUCUGCCAAAAGCAAAAUCCAAAUAUCUUCCCCCAAGCUGAUGGUGUCAUUCGCUGUAUCCACCAUUGCACCACAACUCCAAUCUCCACCAAUACCUCCAACUAAACUUCAACUUAAAAGCCCAAUCAGUGAAAUACUAGAUAGUCUGGUCUUUUACCCACCUCCACCAAUUCCCGAGCAGCUCCAUUUGAAUGAACAACCAGAAACAGUGACUGAGUUUCCUCCACCUCCACCUGGUUUUGAAGAUUCUCCAGAAGAUCAGCUUGCAGAAACGUCUGUUCCUUCAUCAUGUGUUUUGGUUCCUGAGCCGCCAUCAAGACCUCUUCCUGCGCUGCCGGUUGCUCCACGAAUGCUGACUGAUCUGGAAAUUGAGAGAGAUUUUACUGCUCGGGCUUCGGUUAUCUCUACGGUUGAAGAGGAAGAGGAGAACGAGGAAAGAGAUGUGAAGGAUUGUGAGGAAUAUGAAGGGACGAUUCAGGAAAAACAAGAAGCUAUAAGUGAGAAAGGUGAAAUGGGAGAAGAACAGGAUGAGAAAAUGAUGGACGAAUGUCAGAGUGAUGAUGAAAAAAAUGGACAUAUUGUGGAUGCAAGUGAAGGUGAAGGAGAACUGGUUUGGACAAAUGUGGAAGACUUUGAAAAUGGAAAAGAAGAUGGGGAAAUGUUGGGAGAACAUCAAGAGAGUGAAGAAAAACUGGAUGAAAAUAUUAUUGAAGGACAUGAGAGAGAAAGUGAGGAAGCUCUGGAGGAAUUUAAAGACGGAAAUGAACUAGAUGGGGAAAUUCUGGAGGAACAAGAGAGUGAAGGAAGUAAACUAAAGAAAAAAGUGGAAGAGUUUGAGAGUCAAAGAAAACAAGACGAGAAAAUGUUGGAAGAAAUUGAGAGUGAAGAAAAGCUGGAUGGAAAUAUUAUGGAAGGACAUGAGAGGGAAAUUGAGCAAACUCUAGAGGAACUUAAAGAUGGAAAUGAACUAGAUGGUAAAAAUAUAGAGGAACAAGAGAGUGAAGGAAAUAAAAUUAAGAAAAAUGUGGAGGAAUUUGAGAGUCAAAGAGAAAAAGUUGAGGAAAUAGAAGAAUUUGAGAGUGAAGAAAUUCUGGAUCCAAAUAUUAUGGAAGGACUUGAGAGUGAAACUGUGGAGGAAUUUAAAGAUGUAAAAAAACAAGAUGGGAACAUUUUGGGGGAGCAAGAGAGCCAAAGAAAUAAUGUAGAAGAAGUUGAGAGUAAAGAAAAACCAGAUGAAAUUAUGGGAGAACAAGAGAGUGAAGGAAAUAAAGGGAACAUAAAUAAGGAAGAAUUUGAAAGUGGAAAAAUUAAGGAUGGGAAAAUGUUGGAAGAAGUUGAGAGUGAAGAAAAACUGAAGGAACAUAUUAUGGAAAGACUUGAGAGUGCAUUUGUGGAGGAAUUUAUAGAUGAAAAAAAACAAGAUGGGAAUUUUUUGGAGGAACAAGAGAGUGAAGAAAAUAAAGUCCCGAAAAAUGUGAAAGAAUUUGAGAGUGAAAUAUGUCAAGAUGAAAAAAAGUUGGAAGAGGUUGAGAGUGAAGGAAAACAGGAUGGAAUUAUUAUGAAAGGGCAUGAGAGAGAAGAAGAUGAUGUUAGCAAAAAUGUGGAACAAUUUAAAGAUAGAAAUGAACAAGAUGUUAAAUGUUUCGGGGAACAAGAGAGUGAAGAAAUACAACAUGCCAAAUGGAUAAAUGAAGAGCAAGAGAAAGAAAUUACAAGGAAAAAGGAGGAAGAUGGAAAAGGUUUAGGAAAAUAUACAGAAGAACAGACAGAUGAUAAAACUGUGGCUAUAUUUGAAAGCAAAAAAGAAGAAGAUGAGAAAAGCAUGGAAAUAUUGGGGAUGGAACGAAUAAAUAAUGAGAGAAUUAUGGAAGAAUGUGUGAGAGAUGAUGGAAAAGAGCUAGAAAAAUGUGAAGAAAAAUGUGGCACUGUCAAGGAAGCAGAUGGGAAAAUUGUGGAAGAACUCGAGGCUGACAAAAUGCAAGAUAAACGGAUCAUGGAAGAGCAAAAGAGUGAAGAAUUACAACAUUGGAAAUGUACAGAAGAUUAUGAGAGUGAAAAAAUACAAAUUUUAGAAUAUAUGAGUGAAGAUGAGAAGACUAUGAUAAAAUCUGAGGAAGAAAAUGAGCAAGAUGGUAAUAUUGUAGAAAAAUGUGAGGAAGAAAAUGUGAAUAAACUCAAGAUUGAAAAGAUACAACAUGGAAGCAACAAGGAGGAAAUUUACAGUCAAAAAGUGCAAGGUUCAGGAAUUGGGCAGGAAUUUGGCUGUGAGAAGGAACAUGAUGAAGAAUCUGUGAUGGAAAACAUACAACAUGUAAGAAAUAUGGAAGAUCGUGAGCAAGGCAAUGAAAUGGUGUUGGAAAAAUCUGAAGAAAAUGAAAGAGAAAAGGAACAAGGUGGAAAAAUUACAGAAAACUCUGAAAAACAAGAUGGUAAAAGUUUAGAAAAGCAUGAGAAACAACACGGUGGGGAAAUGCUUGAACGUGGAAAUGAAGAAAAACAAGAUGGAAAAACAGUGCAAGCAUUUGGCAAUGAAAAAGACGACUACAGGACAAGCAUGGAAGGAUCUGAGACUGAAAAAAUACAAGACGAAUUCGGACAAGAAAAUGAGCCAGAUGGGAAAAUUGAAGAAACAAGUCCAGAAGUAGAGGACUUAGAAAAUGCACAGGAUUUGAAAAUGACAGAUUGUAUGAACGAAAAAAUACAAUAUGGAGACUUUAUAAAAGAACAAGUACAAGAAGAAGAGAAAAUCAGGGAAGCAUCCAAAACUGAAAAAAUACAAGGUUUAAAUAUUAUUACAGACGGUGGGGAAGGAAAUAUGGAAGAACACGAGAGUGAAAAAGAUCAAGGUCAGAAAAUGAAAGAUGGGACAACUGCAGAGGAACUGGAGGGGAAAAAAGAGCGGGAACUGAACAUGACAGAUUGUUUGAACGAAAAAAUACAAUAUGGAGACUUCAUAAAAGAAUAUAUAGAUGAACAAGAAGAUGAGAAAAUCAGGGAAGCAUCCGAGACUGAAAAAAUACAGUGUGUGAAUAUUAUUACAGACUGUGGGGAAGGAAAUAUGGAAGAAAACGAGAGUGAAAAAGAUCAAGGUCAGAAAAUAAAAGAUGGGAAAACUGCAGAGGAACUGGAGGGAGAAAAAGAGCGGGAACUGAAAAUGACAGAUUGUAUGAACGAAAAAAUACAACAUGGAGACUUCAUAAAAGAAGAACAAGUACAAGAAGAUGAGAAAAUCAGGGAAGCAUCCGAGACUGAAAAAAUACAGUGUGUGAAUAUUAUCACAGACUAUGAGGAGCGAAAUAUGGAAGAACUGGAGAGGGAAAAAGAACUAGCUGAGAAAAUGAAAGAUGGGAAAACUGCAGAGGAACUGGAGGGAGAAAAAGAGUGGGAACUGAACAUGACAGAAGACUGUGAGAGUGAAAACAUACAAUAUGGAGAUUAUGAAGAGGAAAAAGCACAAGAUGAGAAAACAAUAGAAAAAAUACAACAUGGAAAUACUUUGGAAGAAUGCUUACGGAAUUAUGAGCAUGAUGGUGAAGAUGGCAGAAUAAUGAAAGAACAUGUGAAAAUACAAAAUGCAAAUAUUAUGUCAAAACACUUGAGAGAAAAUGAUUGUAAAAUUGAUAAAAGAUAUGAUCAGGAUUGGAAACUAGUAGAUGGAGAGGGUGAAAAAACACAAUAUGGCAACAUCAUCGAGAAACAUGAAAACGAAGGAGAUCAAGAUGACAUGAUGAAAGCAGUGAACGUGUGUGUGCUCAGGAAAGAGGAAUCCUUUACAGAGAUUAUAAAGAGACAUGAGAAAGCAGAUGCUGAGGAGAUGAAAUCAUAUAAACCAAUUAAGAAAGACGAAUGCAGUGCCGAAAUGUUUUUCUCCCAGCAUGCACCACCCUUCCCAGAAUCUCAUGUUAUUAAGCCAUGUCAACACAUCGACACAAAUAUUCCUAAAAGCAUUACUGCUUCACAGACGACCUCCACUGACACCUCACACCAAAUAAACCUACCAAACAUUCAGGCUGAGCCAGAUCUUUCCAACCUGAGAGAUCCAGAUGACAUGAAAGAGACUAUGUGUGACUCCAAAAACAGUGCAGACACCAUGCCACCAGGACAAGGACCUAACAAAGACAUGUGUGUUAUUGUUGAGGAUGUACAGAUAGCAGGAAUGAUUAAUGACGUUAAAACUCUGGACAGCAGUAGUGAAUUUGAUGAUGAGAUCAAUACUGAGAGCAAGGCAUCUUCACCUGUAUCUGAGAAUCAAGAGCGGAUUGGACAGUCAGAUGAGGGGGAGGAGCUUGUAGCUGUCAGUCAUUUCCUCGAAGAACCAGAUACUGCAAUGGACAUAAUAAUUGUAUAAUUCAUCAUCUGAAUCUGACCGAUCGCACAAGCGAUGUUGAAGGACAGGAGGCUUCAUCACAUGACACAGAAACACAGCAGAUAUCAAAAUGCGAUUGUGACCCUCACCAAGUGAACGAAGACACAAAACACGAAUUUCAGCAGAACUACAAGGCCGUCACAGGUACACCCUGUGACAUGUUGAAUGAUAAGACAGCUGAUGAAAACUGAACUGUAGAUGAGAUUUGGAAAUAAUUGGUAGGUGUGACUGUAAACUUAUCUCAGAACAGAUCAUUCCACCAAAGAAUGUAAUGGUUCUGGUUUUGAUUGGCAUUAAUUAUUCAAAACGCAAGGAGUGGAAGGGUAAUUCAGGGCUAAUCGCAGAUUUGCUGUCCUUUUCACCCCAGGUAGGUUGCUUUUUUGUUUUUGAAAGUCCCCAAUGGUGAAAUUCUACAAUGCGAUAUAAAACAGUGCUACAUAAUUACCCUAAUUUAGAGAUUUAGAGAAAAAUCCAAUUAUGACAAUUAUAUUAGUAAAUCUCAAAAGUGCUUUUGCUUGAAGGAAAUACUACAAUGGCACUUUUCUGCCAAAACCAACUUAGUAUAAAUGGUCAUAAUUUACAAUAACGCUCCAUUAGUUAAUGUUAUUUAAUGUACCCUAUUUACUACUAUUACCUAAGAAUAUCUGACAGCAUUUAUUAAUCAUAGUUGUUUGUUAACAUUAGUUAAUGCACUGAGAAUGAACAACUUUAUUUUCAUUACCUAGCACUAACAAAGAAGAAUAAAUAAGAUAGUAAGGUUUUACUUGGUAUUUUAUUUGCUAACAUGAACAAAUAAUGAAUAAUGAAUGUAUUAGCAUAAUUAUUCAUCUUUGUUAAAGUUAGUUAAUGAAAAUAAAGUCAUUUAGUUUGUUCAAAUUAACUCACAGUGCAAUAACUGUUGUUAACAGAUGAGUUAUGAUUUUAAUCAUGUAAUUUAAUAACUAACUAUUUAAUUAACACUGUACUGUUCAUUCUUCAUGUUAGUAAAUACAUUGAAUACUUCUUGUUAAGUGUGAUCAUAAAUGCUGUAAUAAAUCUAGUAGUGGUGUAAUGGAUCACGGUUGACCUGUGAUUCGUAUGGACCACACAACCCACGGUUCGGAACACACAGAAUUAAUACAAUUUUUUAACUUUUAGAUUAAUCCUAAAUUUGUAUUGAUCGCAAGGAGAUCGCCUCUCGCAUCAUUCAGAUCACAUGUAUGAAAGCAUUUAGUCUUUCCUGUAAAAUAUAAUGAUGACGGAAGAAGUUGUGGUAGGUUAUUCGGGAAGUGCUGGGUUUCUUAGGUUAUUAAAGGUGUUUUCUGUCACUACUUGUUUAGUCUGCAUUAAUGCAUUCAGAAUAAGCGGCCUUUUUAAUCAUUAAAAGAUCAGGAUCUUAACAUCCACGCAACAUAAAUUAUUAAUGAUGGUGAUUUACAUGUUUAUUAAUCCUUCGAAUCGCUGCAUUCAAAUCUGAAAAUGCAAAAAUCAAGAAAGAGAUUCAGUCUUUUGAGUUAGUUAUAAACGGUUAUAGUGAGUUAUAAAUUAGUUAUUAAAAGUUACAAACAGUCAAAUAACACAAAAGUACUGGGAUAACAGUUUAUAGUUUAGAUAAAUUCACUGACGUUUAUGGCAAAGAUUAAAAUCACCAUCAUGUGCAUUUAACCUGACGCUCAAAAAUGAAAGUUGUAGGCAGCAAUUACAUUACUUAACCAAUAGGUGGUGACAACCAGCCAUCGAAAAAAAUGCCACUGAAUAAUUCUUCAAAAAUGAUACAUCUAGCAAUGAAACAUGAGGUUUUAUGAGUGAAUAACUGAAUCAUUUAUUGAAAAUGAAACUAAAAAUAAAUAUGGGUUGUAUAAAUUAAAAUGUUAGAUUUAUACAUUUAGCAUUAUCAGCAACAGGGUUUUCACAAUAAGA
Molecule: messenger RNA, 7463 nt
Organism: Danio aesculapii
Lineage: Eukaryota; Metazoa; Chordata; Actinopteri; Cypriniformes; Danionidae
Product: trichohyalin
Exons: 12
Coding region: 93-5546 (1817 amino acids)
Biological process (GO): postsynaptic actin cytoskeleton organization; neuron projection morphogenesis; positive regulation of dendritic spine morphogenesis
Cellular component (GO): dendrite; site of polarized growth; lamellipodium
Molecular function (GO): actin filament binding
Source: RefSeq, a predicted model, not a curated record